Molecule: messenger RNA, 1796 nt
Organism: Camelina sativa (false flax)
Lineage: Eukaryota; Viridiplantae; Streptophyta; Magnoliopsida; Brassicales; Brassicaceae
Gene: FAD7
Product: fatty acid desaturase 7
Biological process (GO): lipid metabolic process
Molecular function (GO): oxidoreductase activity, acting on paired donors, with oxidation of a pair of donors resulting in the reduction of molecular oxygen to two molecules of water
Source: RefSeq, a predicted model, not a curated record
GGUGGAGUUGGACGGUGGUUCAUUAUAUAAAUUAAUAAUAAUCAAAAUCUCUCAGCAACAUUCAUUAUCUAUCUCUCUCUCGUCUCCUUCCCCUAUAACCACCACUCGUUUAAACAGAGAAACCCCAAAAAAAAAAAAAAGGCUCUCCCUUUUUUUGUUUUGUACUUCUGGGGGAGAGAGAGAGCUGUAAUGGCGAACUUGGUCUUAUCAGAAUGUGGGAUAAGACCACUCCCCAGAAUCUACACAACACCCAGAUCCAAUUUCGUCUCUAACAACAACAAACCCAUCUUCAAAUUCAGACCUUUUACUUCUUACAAAACAUCAUCGUCUCCUCUCGCUUGUUCACGAGAUGGGUUCGGUAAGAAUUGGUCUUUGAAUGUGAGUGUACCAUUGACGACGACAACACCAAUAGUUGAUGAGUCUCCAUUAAAGGAAGAAGAAGAAGAGAAGCAGAGGUUUGACCCAGGUGCUCCUCCUCCGUUCAAUUUAGCAGAUAUCAGAGCAGCUAUACCUAAGCAUUGUUGGGUUAAGAAUCCAUGGAAGUCUAUGAGUUAUGUUUUGAGAGAUGUCGCUAUCGUCUUUGCAUUGGCUGCUGGAGCUGCUUACCUCAACAAUUGGAUUGUUUGGCCUCUCUAUUGGCUCGCUCAAGGCACCAUGUUUUGGGCUCUCUUUGUUCUUGGUCAUGACUGUGGACAUGGAAGCUUCUCUAAUAAUCCGAGGUUGAACAAUGUGGUGGGACAUCUGCUUCAUUCCUCUAUUCUGGUACCUUACCAUGGCUGGAGAAUUAGCCACAGAACUCACCACCAGAACCAUGGACAUGUUGAGAACGACGAAUCUUGGCAUCCUAUGUCUGAGAAAAUCUACCAGAGUUUGGACAAACCGACUAGAUUCUUUAGAUUCACACUGCCUCUUGUGAUGCUUGCAUACCCUUUCUACUUGUGGGCUCGAAGUCCGGGGAAAAAGGGUUCUCAUUACCAUCCUGAAAGCGACUUGUUCCUCCCUAAAGAGAAAACGGAUGUUCUCACUUCUACAGCUUGUUGGACUGCAAUGGCUGCUCUGCUUAUCUGUCUCAACUUCGUUGUUGGUCCAGUUCAAAUGCUCAAACUCUACGGGAUUCCUUAUUGGAUAAAUGUAAUGUGGUUGGACUUUGUGACGUACCUGCAUCACCACGGUCAUGAAGAUAAGCUCCCUUGGUACCGUGGCAAGGAAUGGAGUUACCUGAGAGGAGGACUUACAACAUUGGAUCGUGACUAUGGAGUGAUCAAUAACAUCCACCAUGACAUUGGAACGCAUGUGAUACAUCAUCUUUUCCCACAGAUCCCACAUUAUCAUCUUGUAGAAGCAACGGAAGCAGUUAAACCAGUAUUAGGGAAGUAUUACAGGGAGCCUGAUAAGUCUGGACCUUUGCCAUUACACUUACUGGGAAUUCUAGCAAAAAGUAUCAAAGAAGAUCAUUACGUGAGCGACGAAGGAGAUGUUGUAUACUAUAAAGCAGAUCCAAAUAUGUAUGGAGAGAUCAAAGUGGGAGCAGAUUGAAAUGAAGCAGGCAGAGAUAGAGGGAGAAGCUGUGAAGUUCUUCUAUUUCUGACCAGCUGCAUUUUUUUUGUUUACUAUCAAUUUAUUGUGUCACCCACCAGAGACAAAUCAGAUCAGAUCAGAUGGAAACAAAAAAAUGUGUUUUUAAUAUCUGAAUCUAUAUAAUAUAUGUUGCACUAUCUUAGAUUCAUCCUUAUGAAGGUUUAUAAAUAUUUUGUAACUGGAUGAUUAAAACAAACCAAACAUUUUUAGUUUGAUUA